Morus notabilis is the source of this 1438-nucleotide messenger RNA. RefSeq lists its product as uncharacterized. The record is from RefSeq and is a predicted model, not a curated record. NCBI's taxonomy places the organism in Eukaryota, Viridiplantae, Streptophyta, Magnoliopsida, Rosales, Moraceae. Bases 274 to 1278 code for a protein of 334 amino acids. Gene Ontology annotation, molecular function: protein binding. The transcript has a single exon.
UCCACGAACUCUUCGCUUCAACUAAUCUCUCUCUCUCUCUCUCUAAACUCCAAAAGCCUUUCCCUUUCUCUCUGCAUCACUCACUUCCGAAUGAAUGAUUAAACCCUCUCUCUCUCUCUCUCUCUAAUAUCUAUCUUAUCAAUCUCUUCAUGUACUCCGCUCCCUUUCUCUCUCUCUCUCUCUUGAACAUCUCUCAGUUCUCACACGCACUUCGUUAGCUUCUCUCUCUAGAAACUAAAGAAAAAGAAAGACCAUUUCUUGGGGUUCAAACAAAUGGCGGAGAUACAGCCUCCGGAGGCUCAGAUCAACGGCGGCGGAGGGGUUGGCGGCGCCGUUAGUGGCGGAGUCGGAGGAGGAGGAGGAGCGAUGUUAAUGGGACCUUCGGAGACCGUCGGAUCGAAGCGGCAGCGGAGGCCGAGCGUCCGAUUGGGCGACAUCGGAGGAGACCAGCCCUACGAUUCCCACGUCCGCCGCACUUCUAAGCAGUGGAAGCUCCCAAUCGAGCACCACCACCAUAGCCAGCGGACCAACAGAGACUUCGCCAAGACCUCCAAGACUCGACCUUUGAUCAACUUCAGCUCCGGCGGCGACGCUCUCGAUGCCCUAGACUUGGACGAGAGGGAAAUUAGGGACGCGAAUCUUGAGACCAUGGCGAUUGGGAGCUGGAAGCUCAAGGAUUCUAAGAAGCGAGGCUCGAUUUCCACCAAGAGGAUCAGAUCCAAUUGGAUUUCCCCCAAGCUCGACGACGGCGGCGGCGGCGGCGCAGACACCGGAGGAGCGGAAGGGGACGAGAAGUAUAGCGCCGGAGAGGACGUCGACGACGGGAAUAGGGAUUUCGAUGUCGAGAAUUCGGAGAGUCCGUUGAAGGAGCAGAGUCCGAUUCAUUCGCUGGAGAAUCUGGCGGUGGACGGCCAUGGGAUUGGCAACGAAAGGGAGGUGCUUUACCACGGGAAUCGGAGGCAAAUUAGGGCUAGGGUUUCGGACAACCAUGACGGCAUGGAAUUGUCGGGUCCUUCUGAUAACGAAGCGAGAGAAUGGAAAUGCGGAGACCGAAAUGGGAAUGGCGGAAGAGCGAGGUGUGAAGAAGAUGGGGUUAGGGUUUGGCUUAAUGGGUUAGGGCUUGGUCGUUAUGCUCCAGUUUUCGAAGUCCAUGAGGUUGAUGAUGAGGUUUUGCCAAUGCUAACUUUGGAGGAUCUCAAGGAUAUGGGGAUAAACGCAGUGGGUUCUAGAAGGAAAAUGUUCUGCGCAAUUCAGAAGCUUGGGAAGGGAUUUUCAUAGAGUUUUGUUGGGGAGGUUUUUUUGCUUUUGUUGCUGAAUGUUAGAAAAAGAACAAAAAAAUGAAGAAAGAUGCAAAAUUCUCAGCCAUGGCAAUGUAAGUGCAUGUCUGAAGUGAAAACUGGUUUGCGCUUUUGGUAUAAAGUUUUCCAACUUAGUAACA